AUGCCUCGUGGCAAGCACCUCUCGGAUGCGGAGCAAGUCGAAAUCAGCGCUUUCAAAACUGCCGGAUGGUCCAAUCGAGCAAUCGCCAAGCAUCUCAAGAGAUCGAAGAACUGUGCGGAUCAGUUCGUCAACAAUCCUCUCCACUAUCUGGAAUCCCGUAAGGUUGGUGCUCCAUCGAAGCUCAGCGUUCGGGAUAAAAGGAACAUCAGUCGUCAAGCUUCCAAUACCAUGAAAACGUGCAAUGCGAUCAAACGGGGUUUGAACCUCAACGUCUCGAAGACGACAGUCCGGAGAGUCAUUGAUCAGGAUCCGAACAUCAAAAGACAAGUCAUGAGGCCGUGGAGAGCCACCACAAGACUCGACGGCUGGAUUUUGCUCGAAGCAGCAUGGCUUCCGAUUGGAAGACGGUGA
Messenger RNA from Caenorhabditis sp. 36 PRJEB53466, 411 nucleotides. NCBI's taxonomy places the organism in Eukaryota, Metazoa, Nematoda, Chromadorea, Rhabditida, Rhabditidae. The record is from the annotation of a GenBank genome assembly.